Pedinophyceae sp. YPF-701 is the source of this 2856-nucleotide messenger RNA. The record is from the annotation of a GenBank genome assembly. NCBI's taxonomy places the organism in Eukaryota, Viridiplantae, Chlorophyta, Pedinophyceae.
AUGCCUGCGCCCUCAGCCCCCGCGGGCGCGCGCUUCGUGUGCGUGCCGAGCGACGAGGUGUCGCUGUCGUUCAAGACCGUCCGGGCGCAGCCCCGUCCCGCGAACGCCGUCCCGGAGAUGGAGACCCUCCUGAACGUACCGACGAGCGACCUCGAGGAGCUCCUGGUGACCGCAAUCGAGCACGUCGAGGACAUUUGCAAGGGGACGUGCCCACCCAGCAGUGCUAACAUAGCAUUCUUCCACACCCGCAUAGAGGCGGAGAGCACGACGCGCACGCGCGACAUCCAGGCGGUGACGACGUACAUUCCCGGCCUGGCCCGCGGCCCCUCGAAGCGCCGCGUGUUGGCGGAGGUUUGCCGGAGGCUGAGCACUGACGGGCGCACGCUGGAGUGCGACGCGAACGGACGCGUGGUCGCGACGGUGGAGGUGGACGGGGGGCCGUGCGGGCCGGUGGACUGCACGCCGGUCGUCGAGAAGGACAGCCUCGGUCCGGAGGAGGCAGCGAGUGGUGGGGUGUUCGCUGUCGACACCGUGAUGUCCGCGGCGAGGGGCAUGGGCGGGGAUGACGUGGCGAACUGCCUGAUGCAGCUCGUUCGCCUGGACCACGACGGCGAGGAGAUACCGCAGAACGCCAUGAUCGGGGGGUCUUGGUUCCCGAGUCAGCCGGGGACGAUCAUGCUGGGAAUCGAAAUGUCUCACUUCCGGCCGUCGAGUCUACAGGCGUUCCAUGCGAUGGGCACGGCGAGGUCCACGGCGCAGCUCUUCGUCCGGGGGCUCCGCGGCGCGCAGAAUGAGCUCCGGGAGCUCUGCGAGGGCGCGCUCGUCAUUCCCGACCCAUGGGGGAAAGCUGCGCUGUUGGAGAGCGCGGAGCAGGACUGGACGGGGGGGAAGUUCCCGGCGGUGGCACUGAACGUGAUGCAUGUGUCGACCAGGCCCGACAUGCCGGUGGUGUACCUGACGCUGCCGGCGGGCAUGGCAUGGAAGCCUGCGCUGACGUGCGACGACGGGUACAAGUUUGGCACGAGGAUGACGCGGCUGGGGGCGAGAAUCGUCGACCGCGACGCGUUCGGCCGCCCGCAGCCCGUGACGCCGACGUGGCGGGCGUGCGUGGACAAGCUCGAGGACUACCGCGGGUGCAUCGAGCGCGCUGGGCUGAGCAACGACCAGGAGUGGCGCACGAAGCUGAUGCGGUGCGUGGUCGCGGGGUACGAGAAGUGCAUGGCGUCGCCGGAGGCCAUGGUCGGGGUCGACGCGGAGAUCGAGCGCCUCAUCAGGGCGGCGUUCGGGUCUGGGUUUGAAAUCCAGAAACACGACACCAUACGGACGACUGACACAUCCCCUGCGGCGGGCGUCGAGGCGGGCCUGGGGCAGCUCGACCUGUCGGCGGCGGCGUGCAGCGCCGAGCCCGCGCACGGCGAGCGGCAACCAGCAGGUCCGCGCUUCGUGUGUGCGCCGAGCGACAUGAUAUCGCUGUCGUUCGUGACCGCACGGGCGGAGCCCCGGCCCGAGGAAGCGGAGCCGAGGAUGGAGACGUUCCUGAACAUGCCCGAGGACCAGCUCGAGGAGGCGCUGCGCGUCGCGCUGCACCGCGCUUGCAAGUUCGCGACCAAACACGCCAAGCUCAGCAGAGCCGCGGGCACUGUGGACGGAGACACGACGGUGCUGACGCGCAUCGAGGCUGAGUGCAGCACGAAGACCCGCGACCUCAAGAUCGUCACGGGCAUCACCAACUCCGAGGGCCCCGCCGUCAACGCGUUCUGCCGGGAACUGAGCGGCAAUGGGCGCAAGAUGUCGACAGCGCCGGACCGCCGGGGCAAGUGGCGGGUGCGCGCGACGGUCGACGUCGACGGCGCCGCGUGCGGGCCGCUCGACGUCACGGACCUGGUCGACCUCGAGCGCUUCCUGCAGCACUUGAAUGUCUCCGAGGCGGCAUUCAUCGCGCACAACAACGUGGUGGACGACGUCGUCGACAAGACGGCGACGUACUGCUUCUACGAGGUCGUGCAUGUGCGGCACGAGGGGCAGGACUGCGGCGACGUUGCCGUCAAGGGGGUGUUGUCAAAACAGUACCCCAACAAGAUCAUGGUCAUGUGGGACCACGCGGACGUGCGCGGAAGCACGACGAUCGCGCAGAGGUUCGCCGCAAUGAUUGACGACGUCGGACCGGGCAGGUUCACCGCCCAUAUCCUCGUCGCGGCCCUGCGCCGCCCCCGGGCGCUGCCGGCCCUCAGCGCCGACGCGCUGCUGGCCGUUCCCGGCCCCGCGUGGCGCGCGCCGCAGGCGUGGGACGAGCAGGGGCGGUUCCCGGCUAUCUCCAUCAACGUCGUCGUCGGAUGGCACGACGUCGAUCCGACGAUUCCGUGCGUGUCCCUCGAGCUGCCGCGGGGCAUGCGCUGGCGGGCGGUGCCGUCGAAGCUGCAGGGGUCGGGGCUGACGCGCGUGGUGGCGGAGAUCGCGAACGCGUAUGAGCUCGGGAAAGCGCUGUUCCACCACGCCUUUCCGAUGCUGGCGUGGAGCACGGUGGUGGAGGGCGCGGCGGGUUUCAGGGCGAAGCUGCAGGGAAUGUCGAACCUGAACGACGACAGACCGACGCUGACGGCUAUUCAGCAAAAGUGCCUCGAUGAGUUCGCGAAAGAAUUCUGGACCACGUCAGGCGACGGAGACUUCUACGUGCCGGGACAGGACGCGCCAGGAACGCUCGCGAGCGCGCCACCGAUAGAGGGCGAGCGAACGGACGGCGCGGGCGACCGCGGCGGGGAGCGGGCGCAGCAGCCGGACGGCGGCGGUCAGCGUGGCGGGCGCUGCGGGGGCAAGAAAAACAAGAACAAGAAGAAGCGCCACAACAGGAAGAAAUGA